GAAUAAGUUAGCGGCAGGCGGUUUGCAGACUGCUGCUGUGGUACCGAUGUCGAGGUUCAACGUAUUGAGUCUUCACUCGAUCUUGUUCCACUUGUGACGACUCUUAUAUCUUGAAUCAGUACGCCGGAAUGGCGGUUUAUCUGGUAUCUAUCGGCCAGCAAAUCGUGACAGGUGAUUAAAAGUUGUAGAGCAGAAAAGCUGCAUAUGGGAAUGGUCGUUUCACUCAAUCAUGCUGGACCAACCACUUCGCACUCGUGUUGACCACAAAUGGUGAGUCGCACAGGAGUGAUUCUUUUUGGCUUUGUGCCUCUUCAGAUGCGUCACUGCAUGCAGGUGGCCGAGCCGUAGCCGUUGCCUACAACGGCUGAAAACUCCCAAAAAAGAUGCCGCCUUUGAUGAAGAGGUGACCGUUCCUCGUUUUCGGGAGUGCAAAAAACUCCUCCUCGUUUUCUUGCACUCCGUGGUUCAUCCUCGUCAGUAGAGGGAAAUGGCGACAACGUCUACGUACCACCGGCUUUUGCGCAAGGCCAGCGCCGAGCUCCUUGCGUCUGCGACGGGCGAUGGAGAGCAAACUAGAAGUGCAGACGAUAGUACAACCAAUGCAGCGACCCGGACUUCUGGCAUAUCAGGAUUAAAUGCAGAUCUGAAAGACGUGAUUGUCGAUCGUACCACUCGCACCGCUCUCGUGAUUUUCUUUGCAACGGCAAUUAUCACCCUGGUUUCUGCCGCCUUGCUAAUCCUUGUCUGGGUCAUUGCCGGGAUAUGCUACUUCCUCACCUUCCUCUUCUGGCACCACCUGAAAAUCUUUGCUGCGAUGGGCUUGUUUCCGAAGGUCAGCGUGUCUGCGAAAAUUCUCCACUCAAUCGCCGUCGUGCUGCUCGGUUUCUACGCCUUCUUCGGCAAUCAUAUUCACAAGUGGGCCGAGAAGAAGUUGGGGGUUGCAAAAAAUUCCAGUUCGGAGGCGGAGAAGCAGAAAAACUUUCGGGAAAAACUGCUCGCUUCCUUCCUCCCCGGGGGUGCCGAUGUGGAUAACGAAGAAGACGAACUAGAGGCGCAGAGUCAGCAGACCGCGACUGGGAACAAAAAGGCGUCCUUUCUGCGAUUGGUUCUUACACGGUACCACGAAGAAAGCAAAAACACGAUGCUGGUACAAUAAAAGGAAUAUGAUGUUGAUUUCUCCUGAUCAUCGUUUACUUAACCUUUGAUUUUUUCAUUAUCAUUUGUGCACUUUCUGCAGGGAGAAUCCAUGCUUCGCCAGAAAUGAUCGCAAGCGCAAGCAAACCACUCCUUACAGAUCGAAUCCUGCUCCGGCCUCCUGAACCUGGCCGCUUUUCUGUACUUGAGUUACUACCUGUACCCGAAGUCCCUGCAGAACCAGCGGGACCCGGUCAGUUUUAUCUGGUGGCUGAAGUGGCACACGUUCCUCUGUGCAGCAAUCUUCUUUGCUUUCCGGCUGCCGAUCUGGUUUUCCCUGGAGUAUUUGGCGAAUAGUUGUGCUUGCGUCUUUGACGAAGACGAUGAUGAGUCCGGUGCGCUGGAGAAAGCAAUGGGUGUGGAUGACGAAAACCGGGGAAACUACAGCUACGGCGCUGCUGCGACGGCAGGAACUACAUCGCCACCACCGACAGCAAGCACCACGGCGAGGACAAGUGCGGAUAAUGUAUGAUACGGCAAGAGGGACCUUUUCCUAGUUUUGGUCGCUGAUAUUCACCUCGUUCGGGUUUCAAAGUCCUCAUACUGGGGCGGAGAUUGUCGUUAUGAAGUAUGUUUCAUAUGAACGGUUUCUUUCGGAAUUGCAAAAGUCGCGUUUUUCUUUUUUCCACCUGCUGAAGACUCAGCGAGUUAGGAUGCACAGACAAGGCUCAUGUCAUUCUGCUGUAGCACAGACAAAGUACAGCUGGGUUUCAUUCCAUCAAGAAAGAAACACAGAGCUUGAGGCGGAGCUUGACGCUGACGCACUCAAGUGCAAACUGUCAUCUUCCGCCGAGCUCGCAACAAGGUGAUGGUACUAAUUUCGGCAAUGCACAUGCGUACUAGGGACAGUUCCUUCCUCCAACGCAACGUGGAUGUGCCUCAGAAGAUAUCCACCGCACAAGCUCCUUGGGGUGUUGCGUACAGACGAC
Messenger RNA from Amoebophrya sp. A120, 2123 nucleotides. The record is from the annotation of a GenBank genome assembly. NCBI's taxonomy places the organism in Eukaryota, Dinophyceae, Syndiniales, Amoebophryaceae.